Molecule: messenger RNA, 1880 nt
Organism: Schizosaccharomyces octosporus yFS286
Lineage: Eukaryota; Fungi; Ascomycota; Schizosaccharomycetes; Schizosaccharomycetales; Schizosaccharomycetaceae
Product: cholinephosphate cytidylyltransferase
Exons: 1
Coding region: 117-1238 (373 amino acids)
Biological process (GO): CDP-choline pathway
Cellular component (GO): nuclear envelope
Molecular function (GO): phosphatidylcholine binding; choline-phosphate cytidylyltransferase activity
Source: RefSeq, a predicted model, not a curated record
GGCCAAUUUACGGCUGAAGAUAACUUCCUAACCACAGUCACCACUGCCAAGGUGGAAUUGAAAUAACUUAGCCGUCUUCAGUAAAAUCGUACUUUUAGAGGUUCAUUAUUCAUAUUAUGGGAGAAAUAGAAUUGAGAAAGGACGAGAGCGCGAAGCGACCUAUCGAGAAUGUAAAUUUUUCAGAGGAUGAAGACUCGGUGAAGCAACAAGCUAAAAAAGUCACAAUAAACAACUCGAAAGAGGAAGAAAAGUCAGAAAGUAAUAUUGAAGAUCAAAAUUCAACUGACGAUUCCAAUGAGGACCAAACGACUCCUUCGUAUCCCACAUCCGAUACGGAUGAGGAUGAAGCUCAUAGUGAAGUAAAAUUCAAAGAGCAAUAUUCUCAAUUUAACUAUCCUAUCAAUGAACCUCCUAGUGAUCGACCAGUACGUGUAUAUGCAGAUGGUGUUUUUGACUUAUUUCACAUUGGUCAUAUGAGGCAAUUGGAGCAAGCCAAAAAAGUGUUUCCCAAUGUCCAUCUGAUUGUCGGACUUCCCAAUGAUAAGUUGACCCAUCGCUUAAAGGGAUUGACAGUUAUGAAUGACAAAGAAAGAGCUGAAGCACUUCGCCAUUGCAAGUGGGUCGAUGAAGUCGUUGAAAGUGCACCUUGGGUUAUAACUCCCGAUUUUUUGGAAGAGCAUAAAAUUGAUUUUGUCGCUCAUGAUGAUAUACCUUAUGCUUCAGAUGAUAGUGGUGACAUAUAUCUUCCGGUGAAAAAAGUAGGUAAAUUUAUACCAACGAAACGAACGGAAGGUGUAUCCACCUCUGAUUUAAUAACACGAAUUAUUCGUGAUUAUGAUCAGUAUGUCAUGCGUAAUCUUGCGAGAGGCUUGGACAGAAAGGUUUUGAAUGUAUCCUUGUUUAAAAAGAAUGAACUGGAUUUUCGCCAUCACAUCAAAAUGCUGCGCGAUGCAAUUCGUAAUCACUGGGUAUCUACUAGUCGUGAUCUGAAGGCGGACAUAAAAUCUUUCCUUUCGAUGGCUACAACGGAUUACCAAUUGCAAUACACUCCUUUGCAUGGCUCAAGUGCGCCUCCUAGUCCUGGUCCCGGAAAUCACCAAAAUAGCUUCCUGGGCGGCUUAAAUCGAUGGAUGCAACGUCGAUCAAGCAGCCAAUAUGAUUUACCUCAAAUGAAAGCCAAUCUGUCUAAUCAAUCUAGUGAAAAUGAUGAUACGGUAACUCUUAAGAAUCAUCAAUAAAUUACGAGUUGCUUUUUGUGAUUGAUUAGUCAACAAUUCCUUGAUAUAUCCGAACGAUCUAUAAAGACGAAACAACUUGCCCUCAACCCUUCUUACUUUUACCAUUUGUUAAUUUGGGAUAUGGCGACAAUACGGAACGGACUUGUUUAUAUUUAACUUCAUUGUUCAUAAAUCCUCUUAUAAUGUUCUCAAUAGUCUGAAGACUAUAUAACGAUUGUUUGAUUCAUGCUAAUACUAUCACUUAUGAGACAUUUCGUAAUUUGCUUACAUAUAUGACUGCCCGAUAUUAAUCCUCAUGCACUAUGGUAAUCUUCAGGCUUACUUAAUACCCACUAUUGGCUUUCCUCUCGUUCAUGUUUUGUUUAAUACAGCAGCUCAAUUAACUAAUGGUUGUUGUCUUUUUGUGUAGUUAAUGGAGGGUUUUUUUUUCUGCGCUUGGAUUUACGACUUUAAUAUUAGGAGAUCCUUUUUUCUCUUCAAAAUAUAGCGUCUUUUAUCAAUGUCUCAUGAGUAGUUUUCUUUCCUCGAGGUUAUAUUUAGUGUCUCAUGUAGCACUUAGUUAUUUUUUAAUUUUAAUAAAAAUUUUUUAUCAACUUCCUGUUAAAUAUGAACAGAAGUCGUAUGUACGAAUGUUGACCUUCC